AUGCCAUCACACAACAUUGAUUUCAAAACUCCUCUCAAAGAGAUCCCAGAGGCAGAACUCAGGAGAACUCAGAAUAUGCCUCAUCAUGCCGGUGGCUUUGGUGAUGUCUGGCAAUGUAUCUGGUCAACCUCUUCCAGUAAGAGUCCCCCUGUCACAGUUGCAAUCAAGGCAGUGAGGGUCCUUGACAGCAGUGAAACGGCACUGUUGGCAAAGGCUGCACGGGAUCUACGGCGCGAGGCCCAUGUUUGGGCCAACUUGAAAGACGAUCACAUCCUCUCACUUCACGGAAUUACGACUGGUUUCAGCCACUUGCCAGCGUUUAUUUCGUCAUGGAUGACCAAAGGCUCUCUUGAUAGCUACCUGAAACAACAUAUUCCGCUUUCGACAUUCCAGAAGCUGGACAUGUCACGUCAGAUAGCAUCCGGUCUCAAGUAUUUGCAUGAAAAGGGCAUUGUCCAUGGCGAUUUGACGCCGAACAACGUACUCAUUAAUAGUGAUGACAAGCUUUGCCUUGCAGACUUCGGUCUCUCGGUGAUCCUUGCAGAAUCGGGAAACCCCACAUUCAACUCUUGCCACGGGGGUAACGUGCGUUGGAUGGCCCCCGAAAUGGUCGCUCUACCUGAUUUAGAACAAGAGGAAGGGACAAAGCCAAUAAAACCAACGAACUCAGCAGACGUAUAUUCUCACGGUUGUAUCGUGCUUCAGCUACUUUGUGGUCAACAACCUUACUACUCGCUGGUGCAAGCGUUUCACGUGAUAGCAGCGAUAUUGGGAGGAAGAAAGCCCUUCCGCCAGCUCACCGGCAUUGACGAAGGCCAUAAGCAGUAUUGGCUGCAAUGUCUGUCCACCAAUUCCAAUGCUCGACCUAAAGUCCAGGAAAUCGUAGCGUUCAUAGAAGCCGAGCUGCAGAAGCUUUAA
This is a messenger RNA of Suillus plorans, 918 nucleotides long. Its product is annotated as kinase-like domain-containing protein. NCBI's taxonomy places the organism in Eukaryota, Fungi, Basidiomycota, Agaricomycetes, Boletales, Suillaceae. Gene Ontology annotation, molecular function: ATP binding; protein kinase activity. The transcript has 7 exons. The coding region runs from base 1 to 918 and encodes 305 amino acids. Gene Ontology annotation, biological process: protein phosphorylation. The record is from RefSeq and is a predicted model, not a curated record.